CGUAUCGAUCAGCACUUCGGCGGUAACGAGAAGCGGACGAGCAUGCAUCUCACAUAUGCAGGACCCGGACACCCCUUGACGCUUGUUCUUGCGGAAGACUCAUCAGGGCCCACAACGACAUGUGAGAUAUCGACUUUCGAUUCUGAGCCGAACUUAGAGCUCCCAUUCGAUGCUGAGCAGACAUUGAGUGCCUCCUCAAAUACUCCUUCAUUCUGCCUUAUACCUUCUUUAUCAUCAUUCUGGCUCCACGAUGCCCUUUCAGAACUUGAUCCAUCUUGUGAAAAAAUAACAUUGAUUGCCAAUCCUGUAGCAGAUGUCCAGAGCGCGCACAGAGGCAUUCCCACUAAACCCCUCUUUCGAAUACAGGGAACGGGAGCAUUCGGCAGUACCGAGAUGGACUAUCCGAACGACAGAGAAGUCCUAGAAACAUUCGAAUGUUCACGUAGUGUCAGCUUCAGCUAUCGAUUUGCACAUAUAUCACGCAUGCUGCAAGCUUUGCAGAACUCAACAAAGACCUCUCUUUGCCUUGAGCAGGAGGGUUUGUUGAGUUUGCAGUUCUUAGUGCCCGUACCAAGGCCACGGGGUGGG
This is a messenger RNA of Suillus discolor, 588 nucleotides long. RefSeq names its product Rad1/Rec1/Rad17. The transcript has 5 exons. Lineage: Eukaryota; Fungi; Basidiomycota; Agaricomycetes; Boletales; Suillaceae. Gene Ontology annotation, cellular component: checkpoint clamp complex. The annotation marks the transcript as partial. The record is from RefSeq and is a predicted model, not a curated record. Gene Ontology annotation, biological process: DNA repair; DNA damage checkpoint signaling.